Molecule: messenger RNA, 596 nt
Organism: Chroicocephalus ridibundus (black-headed gull)
Lineage: Eukaryota; Metazoa; Chordata; Aves; Charadriiformes; Laridae
Product: vitelline membrane outer layer protein 1-like
Exons: 3
Coding region: 1-555 (184 amino acids)
Source: RefSeq, a predicted model, not a curated record
AUGAAGGUCCUUGUGCCAGCUACCCUCAUCCUACUCCUCUCUGUCUACACCCCAGGCACAGGGGCACGUAAAUACACCUCUGUCCUCACUGUGCCCAAUGGAGGCCACUGGGGCAAGUGGGGGAGUCGGCAAUUUUGCCGCCAUGGCUAUGCCAAUGGAUUUGCGCUGAAGGUGGAGCCCUCCCAGUUUGGAAGAGAUGACACAGCUCUGAACGGCAUACGCCUGCGUUGUCAAGAUGACUCUGUCAUCGAGUCCUUCGUGGGGGAGUGGGGUACCUGGACCAGCUUUCAGGUUUGCCCUAGAGGCUACCUGGUCUCCUUCUCACUGAGAACAGAGAAGUACCAAGGAGGAGGAGGUGAUGACACAGCAGCCAACAACAUCCAGUUCAGAUGCUCAGAUGCAACUGUGCUAGUAGGUGAUGGACUAUCGUGGGGUAGAUUCGGCCCAUGGAGCAAAAGCUGCAACAUAUGUGGUCUCCAGACCAAGGUAGAGCCCCCACAGGGGCUUCAGGAUGACACAGCGCUCAACAAUGUGAAGUUCCUCUGCUGUAGAUGAGCACUUGCUCUGUCUUCAUCACUGCCUGCACAUCACAUAUC